Molecule: messenger RNA, 1147 nt
Organism: Ornithodoros turicata
Lineage: Eukaryota; Metazoa; Arthropoda; Arachnida; Ixodida; Argasidae
Product: glycoprotein-N-acetylgalactosamine 3-beta-galactosyltransferase 1-like
Exons: 6
Coding region: 71-1027 (318 amino acids)
Molecular function (GO): N-acetylgalactosaminide beta-1,3-galactosyltransferase activity
Source: RefSeq, a predicted model, not a curated record
CACGGCUAUCUUUUGAUUUGAAAAAGAAGAAGUCACUAAUGCGAAACAGAGGAAGAAGGACGAACAAGGCAUGGCAAAGAUGACCAGGUGCUCACCUGCAACGAGACUGGCGUUCCGAGAACUCGUGCUCCCUCUCUUGGGAGGCUGCAUACUGGGCAUGAGCAUGGGCUUCUUCGUGCUCUCUGCUUUCCGGCUGAGGCCGUCUCUCGCUGCUGUCAAGUCUGCAACCUACGCACAGCUCGAACAGAUGACGGACCUUCAGGAACUUGCGAAGACACUCAGGAAUCAGACCAUAAUACGGACCAUACAAAAAGGGGCGGCGACAAUACCAGAAGGACCUAACAUUGCCUGCGUCGUCUACACAUUUCAAGACGUUCGUGGAGCAACGACCGAGAACACGUGGGGUCGUCGUUGCGAUCGACUGCUCUUUCUUAAGAGCGAAGGUGCUUCGAAUAAACGAGCCGUCGGAUUUAAGACCCCGACGAAGCUGAAGUUGCUGGGUGAGAUCUUCCGAUACGCCCACCAGCGUUUGGAGGACAAGGAUCGUUGGAUUAUCUAUGCCACUGCAACUUCCUACUUUAUUCUCGAGAACCUCAGGUACCUCGUACAAGAUAUAGACUCUCGGAAUGCCUACUACAUGGGCCACAUGAACGUGACAUCGAAAGGCCUGCGCCUUGGGGACGACUCCGUUUUCGUCCUCAGCCGUGGAGCACUCGAUCGCAUGGUCCGAGGGGAAUGCAUGGACAAGGAGACAACUCUUAUGCAUUGUCUCCGCGCAGCCCAAGUCCAGCUAAUUGACAGCAGGGACCCACACGGAUGCCAGCGCUUUUUUGCGGAAGAUCUCCCGACAGCUAAUCUCUCCGCCUAUGGGCUGAAUUGCCUGAGUGACACACCCAUAGCGUUCAUCAAGCCUGGCAUAACUGCUUUUGCACUCUUAGAAGCUGUUGGACGGUACAUCUAUCCUUACGGUAUACGUGGUUACCUCAAUACAGCGGAGGCACAUGACAACAGCACGUGUUCUGUAUGAUGUGGCAGAGAGCUGAGGCACAGAGACUAAGCCAGACACGUUCCACCACAGAACACAACUCGUUGUUUUUCCUCCAAGCAACUGUGCUGUAUGUGACUUGUACUAUGAAGAUAUCUAAUA